Messenger RNA from Prorocentrum cordatum, 5587 nucleotides. Lineage: Eukaryota; Dinophyceae; Prorocentrales; Prorocentraceae. The record is from the annotation of a GenBank genome assembly.
CGCCGCUGCCGUGCGCCCCUGCCGCUCGCUGCGCUCGGCUGCGCGGGCCUCGCGGCGCGCGGCGCGCACGCCGCGCGCGCCCCCCCCGCCGACGCUCUCCUCGAGGCGGCGGCAGAGACCUCUGGGUGCGCGGCCGCUGUCGCGGGGGCGGAGGGCCGGCAGUCAGGGUGGCAGCGCGGCGAGGAGUGCAAGUGCCCCAAGGGCACCUACCUCACGGGGCACGACCUCCAGUGCACCAGCAUGCUCGACGCCUCCGACAUCGACAGGCGCUACUACUUCACCGCGGCCGAGUACGAGGGCCGAGGCUGCUCCUGCGCGCGCCUGCCGCGCACGGAGCAGCAGCUGCUCGCGGCGCUCGGGGAGCAGGCCCGUGUCAGCGCGCUCUACGAGGCCCUCUUCCGGCACACCCUCGAGUAUUUGGGCGCGCUCGAGGGCGACGGCGGCUCCACGUUCGGCGCCGACGUGGACAGGGACAGUAGCAAGCCCGUCGCGGCUGGGGCUUUUCCAAGGACGGAGGCCAGUCAGGCCGCCUACGACCCGGACGGGUUCUGCCCCCUGAAGUCGCACUCCGAGCGCGUCGCCGCGGCAGAGAAGGUCGGAGGCACCAUUUUUAAGGCCGUGCAGCUUUUCAACGAGUUCAACGUCUGGAUCUGGUCGGAUGGCGAGGAUCGCCCCAUCAACCCUGCGACCGACGACAACCUCUUCAGGAAUGGCCCCCUCUGGCUGCCGUUCACGCCCACUUGGGACGACGUCCGCGCCGCGGGGCUCAUGUUCGCGCUCCUCCCGACACUCAUCCUCACGGACGGGGGCAACCGCACCACCUGGUUCAACAGCGCGGCGUGGAAGACAUGCUGGGAGCCGAGUCCCCUGGCGUCCGGCCCCAUGAUCUUCAAGUACCCCCAGGUGCAGUCCAGGCUCCACGAUCCCGAGCAGAAGCGCGGAUACUACACCGCGACGGCGCCCCAGCACCCGGACUUCUUCCACCCCGAGGGCCCCCUCUUCAUCGACGGCGAGAGGCACCAGAGUUUCCGCCGCCUCCUCGAGCUCGCAGGCUUCGCGCGGCGCUACCCCGUCGACGCCAGCCUCGUGCGCGCGAUCCCGGGCCUCGGGGGGCAGGCGCCGAGCGAGGCCGACGUGGCCGCGGCCGUGGGCCCGCUGGUCAUGCAGGGCAUCUGGGGCAGCCGCCCGACGCCGGAGGCCGAGGAGGCCAUGGCAAUUUACGCGAGAUUCGGUAAGUACGCCAUCUUCGGCAAGGAGAUCCACCGCUUCGCUCUGGGGCCCACCGGGAUUGCGAGCUCGGUGAGGGAAGCGAGCGCCAGCGUGGCGGCCUGGGCGAAGACGACGCCGUUCCGCGACCUCCUGCGGAAGGCCGCGGAGGCGCACGGGCCCGCCAGCCCGUUCUUCCUCGACGAGGACCGGCUGCUAGACGACCUCAUUCUUGCGACGCUCUUUGCGGGCCUCGUCGGCACCACGGACAUGGUCACGAAGUGCGUCGUGUACCAGCAGCGGGAUGCAGCACACGUGGGCCUGUUCAUGGAGGACCCAGAGAAAUACCUCAUCGAGCUGAUGCGGUAUGACUCAGCCGUGACGUCCGUGACGGAGUUGCUCCGCGAGGACGACGCCAUGAACCUGGAGGGCCGCAACAUCACGCUGAAGCAGGGCACACCCGCCCAGCUCGUCCUCGCCAGCGCCAACCGGGACCCGACCCACUGGAUGCGCGCGGACGACUUCGACCCCGCGCGGCCCGACCUCAAGGACACGCUCUCGUGGAACGGGCGCGUCGAAGACGUGGAGGCGCGUUCCUUGGAGCGCGCCCCGCGCCACUGCCCGGGAUUCUGCCUCUCCCUGAAAGUGGGCGCAGCCGUGUGCGCAAAGAUGAUGGGUUCGUUCGACGAGCUCGAGAGGGAGGGCAAAGUGUUGCACCACGGCAGCGGAGCAGUGAAGUGCAACAACUUCAACGAGGCGGACGAGCCCCCGCUCUGGAACCCACCUGCUGACCUGAAGUUGCCACCACUCUACGAGCCGGACCUCUCCGAGGGCGAGGUCCUCGUCAGGGAGGACGUGGAGUGCGAGAGCCCAGAUCUCUACAUCGGCUCCUUCGAGACAGUCCACGAGUGCGCCCGGGCCGUGAAGGCGGCCGGCGGAAAAUAUUUCAUCUACGGCAAGGGCAUCGUCAAAGGAGGCUGGUGCUAUAUGGAGUAUACGUCGUCUCCAGACUGCGGCCAGGGCUUCCAGGACGAUUGGUACGACUUUUUCGACGUUCCAGAGGUGCCCCUGGAGCGGUCGUUGCAGUGCCACGCCGAUCUCGUGCAGUGGUCGCUCAGAGAGAGUGGCCUGAUGGCAGAAAGCCCCGCCAUUGGCACGCUCGACAGGACUCAGUUCCAGAGUCAGGCGAUGGUGAUAGCGAAGCAGGUCACCACAGAAGGAGGUUCCAAUUGGCCCUUCUCCUCGGAGAAGUCUUGCACCUACGAGCACCGGCUCGCUGCCUACGGAGGCCAGGCACAGGUGGAUACAUACAGGGGCUGUUGCAAACCGUCGAAGGCAGGCGGCUGCACCCCAGCAGAGCUUUCCAAGCACGACACCAGGAAGCUCGUAAAGGGCAGCUCCACCUGGAGCGCCUGCAGCAGGCCAGAAGACACCCUGUUCGAGGCCGCGAGUUUCUCUGGAGCCACCCCCACUGGCAAGUCUUGCUUCGAGGUCGAGGUGGUUUCAAAUGUCGUGUCGUUGCGGCAGAAACUCAACUCGUGCCCAGAUUGGAUCAAGAUGGCUAUUACAGCUUUCGUCGAGUUGAGCAAGGCUUCUUACGCGUUCCAUUAUAGCCUUAUUCCAGAACAGGAGCACAAUCAUUUCAUCGCUAGUAUCCUCGGCAAGGAGCCAGACUCUAGUGGCCUGGACCCAGUUACCUUCGACACCUACACCACGGGCAUGGUGGUAGUCAUCGUGCAUCUCACACAGCGAUCCUUCAGUGGUGCCAAACAUCCGCCCAGCGAGCGCAUUGCUCUGCCAAGGUCGCAGGAAUACCUUGACAGGCACGUCGUCUACAGCUUCAUUGGGCUGCCAACGGAAGACAUCGACACCAACAUCGCCAGCCUCGAAGGCGGGCAAACGUGCGGCCUCGAUGCGUUUCGCCAGCUAGAUUUGGUGGAUGACAUAGGGACUGGGAGGAACACGUGGGACCGUGUCAUGGGUACAUUGCCAGGGUAUUCAUCGCAUUGCCCCUUCAAGGAGAGCAAGGCGACCUGCACGAAAAAGGAGUUUGUACGGGGGUUGUUUUCCAAUUACACCACGCAGGAUGGUGACCCUGCGUACCCAGCAGAGAUGAUCGAUUUUGCAGGGCUGUGGCACAUGGCUGAUGGCAAGUGGUCUGACAAGGCGGAAAGCUUCCUCGCGUGGCAGCACUACGGCUCGCAUCGCAUCGAGGCCGUCUUGGCUGGGUCACCCGAGGCGACAGGUGGCGCGGCCUUCAAAUUGGUCACCUCCGAUCUUAGCGUCCUGGACGUCCGCCCGGGCUUCUCGCGCGUCGGGGCCGACAUGUUCUUCAAUGAGGCGGGGGAGCCGUUGAUGAUCCGCACACCAGACGGCCAGGAAGUUUGGAGGGCGAGGGCGGAAUCAGCGACGUGGCAGUACUGGAAGUUCGCCUUCCGCUCUUCGCUUUUCCUCAAGGUCACGCUUGUGGAUCACCUCUGGGCCACGCACUUCACGGCGGGCAACUCUCUGGCUGCGGCCUCACGGGAGUCUCUGGCCCCAACCCAUCCAAUGAGGCGAUUGUUGACCAUGUUCACUUUUAACACGAUCAAGGUGAACACCAAUGCGUUCCACCAGCUGUUGGGUCCAGACGCCCUGCUCCAGCGAAGCACACCGUUCCACGAUUUCCGCAAGGUCUCGUUACGUGCAGAGGUCGCGAUCCGGCCGCUGACACAGUCAUUCGGGCUCUUCCUGAACGAGACGGUCAGGAGCGCCCUACCCGUACGAGUGCAGGAGACGCCAUACGUGCAGGACGGGCAGCUCAUCUUCGACGCGCUCCGAGAUUUCGUGGCCAGCUGGUUUGCGCUCUAUGAUGGCCAGUGGUGCGCGGGCGCUGCUGUCGCGGACCCGGCGUUGAUGCUGUUCUUUGAGCGCGUGCAAGCGUGGUCGAUGUACCAGCAGCACAUGGACACGGACGCGUCGUUCCUGGGUCUGCACGGCGGAGACGGGAACCUCCAGUGCGCCGGUUUCCAGAAGUGGCUCACCAUGCUCUUCUUCCAGGUCACUGGCGGACCACCGGCACGUGGGGUCCGUGGCCGACACCGCCGCGGACCCGGACUUUGCAGGCUUCUCCUGGGCGCCGGGCGAGGCGCACGCGAGGCCGCGGCAGGCCGUGCAGGUCUCGCUCAUCUCGGCCACGACGGCAACCUCCUGGCCGAAGAUCAGCCAGGACUACAGCCACCUCGCGCAGGGGAUCGAGAAGGGCGCAGAGGCGGCGCGGGCCUUCCACGCGUUCCGCGCGAGGCUGAAGGGCAUCGCAAGGACCAUCGACGCUCGGAACGCGGGGCGGGGCGUCCCGUACCUGCAGAUGCACCCAGACUACGUGGAGAGCUCGGUGGCCGUCUGAGGGCUGGGAUUUGGGGGGGGCAGCUGCGCUCCGCUCGGGAGGCGCAGAGGGCCAGAUUCAUAAAUCGGGCCCGAUCAAUCUGCGACGGCCCCGACGGCCCGAAGCUCAUCUUCCUGCGGCGCCCAGAAUUCUCUGCAGGCUCUCAGAUGCUAGGGGUCAGGACAACAACAUGUGAAAGUCAGUCGACUCUCUCUCUCUCGGGCUUCGAGCCGGGCCUACGGUGGAAGCCCGUUCCAAGAGACGCCCUACCUGCCUCCAGGGUGCCCUGGAUUUCUUGGGCUUCGCCGGCUUCUGCCGUGGAGCACGUGACGCCCCGGUACCCCGGAACGUGCACAGGCUUCCGCGGAAAGUCUGUGCACGUCCUGAAGUUCCAGCCGCAGGCCUGGGCUUCUCGUGGAAGGCUUCUCGUGGUCGGGCCCCUGCUGUAUCUGUGAGGCCCGCCGAGGGGCGAGCUCGCCCGGUGUGAGACGGUGGCGGCGUCCUCGCGCCUGCCGCCGGGCAGUGCGCUCGCCGCCGGCCUCCCGGGCUGCAGCGGCGAGCAGCGGGGCUCGACGGCCCGGUGGCGAUAGGCCGCCGGCGGCCAGGCGCGCCAGGGCAGAAGUCGGAGGAGAUGCAACGGCAUGAGCAUAAGCGUUUGGACAUCCGCGCGGAGCCAAGACAUCCGCGCGGAGCGCCAACAAGAGUUUCUGUUUACGCCGUUGCUGUCGUCUUCUAAGAAGGAGCCCCCCCAUGCAGUUGUCGCGUUUUACGUUUUUGCCGCUUCCUCUUCCUCCAACGACAGCGCCGGAUCUCAGGGCGCGGCCGUUCGGUUUGGCCAUGACUCCCGCGAGGGCGCUCCAUACUACUCAUGCGGCUCCAAAGAACGACGAAGAGACCGCCACGCACGGAGGCCGCCCUCUCGCGGCGGGCCUCCCGCGGGGCAUCCAGCGGCGCCGUUGCUUCGCCUUUGCUUUUGCCUCUCUGCGAAUGGCGCGCUGGGCCGCAGCUUGCACAAAG